Messenger RNA from Ceutorhynchus assimilis (cabbage seed weevil), 954 nucleotides. The record is from the annotation of a GenBank genome assembly. NCBI's taxonomy places the organism in Eukaryota, Metazoa, Arthropoda, Insecta, Coleoptera, Curculionidae.
AUGCCAACGUUCGUAGAGGGCAAGGCACUUGAAGAAGAAGAAGAAGCAAGGUAUUGGAAAUACCCGAAGUAUGUCUUCCCACAUCAUCAGGCGGGAGAUGCUAAGAGAGAGGCCACCAAUACCACUAAGAAGGCCCUAGCAAUCUUCGUGGCCAUUUUUACCAGAGAUGAAGCUGAAACAAAUUCUGAACGAAUUUAUUCAAAUUCAUCCAGAAGCAGCAUUAUUAACCCAAGCCGAUAUAAAAAAAAAAUAAAUGGACUCAGAAGCCAAUUUUUUAAUGAAAAUAAUAAAAUUAAUAAAAGUAAAAGAAGUGGAGCCGGCGCUACAUAUGUCUACAAACCUACUUGGUGGUGCUUCGAUUUAUUGCAAUUUUUGAGUAAUAGUUCCACAACUAGGAAAAGCUCAUCCAAUUUGAGCUCUCAAGAACAAUCUGAAAAUUCACGAGACAUAGAUGAUUCUGAAGAGUUACCGGACAUUUUUUUUAAUGACAAUCUCGAAGUACUAGAGUCUGAAGACAAUGUUGAAAAUGUUCCAAUAGUUUCAACUCCACAGGCUUUACCGAGUGCUUCACAUUUUCAUGGCGAAUCUAGCUCCCAACCUGGCUAUUCUGAUAAAAGAAAAAAAAGAAAAAUAAAUGACGAAGAAAAACAUCAGUCUACUAUGAGUUUAUUACAACAGGCUUCUUCAUUGCUAGGUCAGGAAACUUCAACGGAAGCACUAGACCAUAUUGGAAAUUUUGCACAGUAUGCUACUACAGGGCCCGCUCUAGGGACGGACGACCCGGACAUUAUUUUGUCUGGGGCCGCAAAAAUAAAAGUCGGCCUUUUUGGUGUGAUAAUGGUUGGAUCAGAAUUGAGGAAUAUCAAGAGCCCUCAAAUUCUUAACAAACUCAAGAGGAGUAUAUCGCAACUGUUGUUCGAUGCACAAGACGAAGAUCAGAAUCAUCAGUUUUAA